Molecule: messenger RNA, 1325 nt
Organism: Myripristis murdjan (pinecone soldierfish)
Lineage: Eukaryota; Metazoa; Chordata; Actinopteri; Holocentriformes; Holocentridae
Gene: chchd5
Product: coiled-coil-helix-coiled-coil-helix domain containing 5
Exons: 4
Coding region: 140-463 (107 amino acids)
Biological process (GO): cellular respiration
Cellular component (GO): mitochondrial intermembrane space
Source: RefSeq, a predicted model, not a curated record
UAUCGCGUGGUAACAGGGUGUACACGGUAAUAGACCACACAGACAUGGCUCCGCAUGGGGAAACGGUGGCUCUUUAACCUUGGUUCAUCAACUCUCAGUCUCCAGUUGCAUCAAACCUUUAGUUACCGACCAGAGCAAAAUGCAGGCUGCUAUGGAAAUAACGGCAAAAUAUUGCCACAAAGAGAUGGAGGCGUAUGGUUCAUGUGUGGCCGCCAACCCAUCAACAUGGCAACAUCAGUGUCAUGAGCUGAAGAUGAAGGUUGCACACUGCACGUCUUCACACCCGGUGAUCCAGAGGAUCCGGUCGGGCUGCUCCAAGGAGUUUGUGGAGUUUGAGCGUUGUCUCAAAGAAAACCAGGCCUCACCUGCCUCCUGCUCACCACAUGUUGCUCGCUUUCUUGGCUGUGCGGAGACGGUGGAUCUCAGCGAAGCGGCUGUGAACCCGGUGCCUCAGCCUUCAUGAUAUCCGGACGGAUGCCGAGGAGUGGAAACAGAGCUCGUUCAGUGUCUCCUGUCCCCAAUAUGGGACCCAUUUCUUAAGAUAUAGGAGAUAAAUCUUGCAAAACUGUAAGCCAGAAAGGACUCUGUGUAGUAUAUGUGUGAAGAACAGCUGACAUGCUGCGUAUUGCACUUUUAAUCUAAGUGCGUUCAUGGUAAAUUAAUAUAAAUACUUUGUUUCUACUGUUUUUUUUGUUGAGAAUUUCCUUAAACCUGAUGUCAUUCUUGUGUUACUCGUCCACUGUGGAUAUCCUCUGUUGUUUUGUGUUACUUAUGCUUGUCCCUCCCACACUCCCUCUCCCCUGGUCUGAGUCACGGUAAAAUAUUAAACUGGAAUGUAUCUAUCUCCCCCACGCACCCCUCCCAUUUACAAAAUGACUAAAGGAAUAGGGAGCCUGGGAAGACAGAGGGAGCAGGGGGCUGCUCUAAUCAGUGGGACUACUGAGAGACAGAGGGAGGAUGUUGAGUUAUGAGCCCUUUGACUACUAAGCAGAACAGCUCUUUUCUGGAUCACUUAUUAAAGGUUUUAAAGGGGGUAAUCGAGAGGAGACGGAUUCCUCCUCGCGAAUGUAAUAUCUUCGGUUUAUACCUGAUGUGAAGGCGAUCCAUGCAUCAUCACGCAUUGAGAUUCAGCACAAAUAAGGCAGACGUACUUCAAAGAUGAAACUGCAGAUUGUAUUGAAGAUAUGGCAACAUUACAUUCAAAGCACAUCACCUGGCAGUUACUGAACAAAAAAAAGAAACAAAAAAAAAAUCAGAUAGAAGGAGCUCACCUAAUACGGCACAAAUAAGUUACAUUCACAAAAAUAUUACUGUAAAAAUGCCAU